Messenger RNA from Colletotrichum costaricense, 1038 nucleotides. RefSeq lists its product as uncharacterized. The transcript is spliced from 4 exons. Lineage: Eukaryota; Fungi; Ascomycota; Sordariomycetes; Glomerellales; Glomerellaceae. The record is from RefSeq and is a predicted model, not a curated record. The coding region runs from base 1 to 1038 and encodes 345 amino acids.
AUGUUCUUGGGGAAACUGGCCGAUUCUCCCAGAGGCGGUAGAAAGCUUGUUCUAAUGGGGGGAAUAGCUGGAUCAUAUUUCAAGCAGGCACUGGCGUUGCGGAUCCUCGAAGGUCUAGUCAACGGAAAUGUGGCGACAGUGAGGACGAUGGUCUCCGAGGUUGUCGUGGAGAAACGUCCCCUCAUGGCCGGGCAGUUGGCUGACCUAGCGGGGAAAUACCCGGAUAAGUUUGGGAAUAAUGCAUUUCUGAAAGCGUGGCCGUAUGCACCACCAGCUAUCCUCAGCGGAUCUAUCAUGCUGUUGGCCUUCUUCGCGGUCUUGCUUUUCCUAGAAGAAACUCUAGAGCCCCUGAAAGAUAGAUACGAUCCUGGCGUCGCCUUCACCCGAAGAGUUCGAUACCUUUUGUUUGGAACCAAGAUCUCGACAGCAACCAGAGCAGGCCAUGAGGAUGCCACUGACGAAGAGAUGUCACAUAUGAUCACGGAAUACUCUGACCCAUCUGAAAGGGAUUCCGAAGAGCAAAGAUCACCAAUGAAGGCAGUCAAGACAACUCCCAUGAUCUUACCAACUAGACGCAUGUUCACUAAAAACAUGUGUCUCACGCUUGUUUCAUACGCCAUCCAGGAGUAUCACAUCACGACUUACAACACUCUGUGGACGAGUUUCCUCAGCGACCCGGUUGACAAAGAAGGCAAACUCAAGCUCCCUUUCUUCUUUUCUGGCGGAGCCGGGAUGAAGCCAGACCAAAUUAUGUGGUCUCUCUUCAUCGUCGGAAUGAUGGGAUUACCCACGCAGCUUUUCAUCUAUCCCCGCAUCAGCCGUCGUCUCGGCACUUUGAAGAUGUGGCGCAAGUUCAUGCUUGGGAUGCCGCUACUCUACUUCAUCGUGCCUUACAUCGCAGCUAUGCCCUCGACUACACCACCACCAGCUGGUAAAACUGGGUUCGUCGUUUGGUUCCUCAUCAUCCUGGUUCAAAUCAUGAUGGUGGGGACGUCCACAUUUGUCGUACCAGCGCAACUUGUUCUGACCAAUUUGUAA